Molecule: messenger RNA, 1408 nt
Organism: Terrapene triunguis (Three-toed box turtle)
Lineage: Eukaryota; Metazoa; Chordata; Testudines; Emydidae
Gene: SPIN1
Product: spindlin 1
Biological process (GO): gamete generation
Source: RefSeq, a predicted model, not a curated record
AGCAGCUUUGCUGCUCACUUAAACACAGAUGAAUGAAGACCCCAUUCGGAAAGACACCAGGUCAGCGAUCCAGAGCUGAUGCAGAAAUUAAUCUUCACAUCUGAGGGACAAGUGGGUGAAAGUUUUCAAAUGUCAGUCUAUGAAUUAAAACUAAAAAUUAUGGAAGGCUUGGCUGGCCAACCAGCAGGAAUCAAACAAAGCCUAUGUCUAAACCAUUCAUGUCAUCUAAGUGCAAGAGAAGAGGCUGAAGAUUACAGUGGUCUACUACAGAGAAUUCCACAACUUCCACUGCCCUCACCUGGUAGCCACUUUGAGAAGGGUCUCUGUGUGUGUCUCAGCCUGCUCACAGCAUGGAGCACUAUCUUCCCUGAGGGGCAUGCAGGAGUGUCUGCCAGCAUGAUGAAGAAGAGAACUUCUCACAAAAAGCAUCGAAACAACGUAGGACCUAGCAAACCCAUUUCUCAGCCCCGAAGAAAUAUUGUAGGGUGCAGAAUACAGCAUGGAUGGAAAGAAGGGAGUGGACCUGUAACACAAUGGAAGGGGACAGUUCUUGAUCAGGUUCCUGUAAAUCCUUCUCUCUACCUUAUUAAGUAUGAUGGAUUUGAUUGCGUCUAUGGACUAGAACUGCACAAAGAUGAAAGAGUGUCAGCGCUUGAAGUCCUUCCAGACAGAGUUGCUUCAUCUCGAAUCAGUGAUGCCCACCUGGCAGACACAAUGAUUGGCAAAGCUGUGGAACAUAUGUUUGAAACAGAAGAUGGCUCAAAAGAUGAGUGGAGGGGGAUGGUCUUGGCUCGAGCUCCUAUAAUGAACACGUGGUUUUAUAUUACUUAUGAGAAGGAUCCUGUCUUGUACAUGUAUCAGCUCUUAGAUGACUAUAAAGAAGGUGACCUCCGCAUUAUGCCUGAUUCCAAUGAUUCACCUCCAGCAGAACGGGAACCAGGUGAAGUUGUGGACAGCCUGGUAGGCAAACAAGUUGAAUAUGCCAAAGAAGAUGGCUCUAAAAGGACUGGCAUGGUCAUUCAUCAAGUUGAAGCCAAACCUUCUGUCUAUUUCAUCAAGUUUGAUGAUGAUUUCCAUAUUUAUGUCUAUGAUUUGGUGAAAACAUCUUAGACAUCAUCGUGAACUUUUGCCAAACUUGUGGAACUAUUAAAUGUAAAAUUUGUAGACACAAAGACUUGACUGCUUUCCAGUUUAAUGAAAGCUUAAAUGUCCCUGCGAACCCACAAUCUCUGCCAACAAAACUGUUUUGUUCUGAAUAAUACAAACAAAUUUGUGUGAACAUGACACAUUUUGUGUAAGGGAACUCCUUUUCUUGAAGGAAGUCACUAUAUUUUUGGGGAGAGGGAGUUAAAGUAAACAGCUGCAAAUUCAGGCUGUGUAAAGUUGAUCUAGUAUUGUAAUCAUUAAU